This is a messenger RNA of Magnolia sinica, 1103 nucleotides long. Its product is annotated as probable U6 snRNA-associated Sm-like protein LSm4. The transcript has 8 exons. The record is from RefSeq and is a predicted model, not a curated record. Gene Ontology annotation, biological process: P-body assembly; mRNA splicing, via spliceosome; nuclear-transcribed mRNA catabolic process. The coding region runs from base 174 to 629 and encodes 151 amino acids. Gene Ontology annotation, cellular component: P-body; spliceosomal tri-snRNP complex; U6 snRNP. Gene Ontology annotation, molecular function: U6 snRNA binding. Lineage: Eukaryota; Viridiplantae; Streptophyta; Magnoliopsida; Magnoliales; Magnoliaceae.
UUUCUCUUGAUGAUACUAUAAAUCCAUAAAUUAGGGUUUGUCUCUCUCUCUCUCUCUCAUUGCUGAUGUUUUGAGUUCCUCGAAUAAUCUCACGAAUUUAUUUGAUUUCUCGAGGAUGCUAUAAAUCCAUAAAUUAGGCUGUUCGUCGCUGGAUCCGUCUUCGGCUUGCGAAAAUGCUUCCCCUUUCACUGUUGAAGACAGCGCAAGGGCAUCCCAUGUUAGUGGAGCUGAAGAAUGGGGAGACUUAUAAUGGUCACUUGGUGAAUUGUGAUACCUGGAUGAACAUUCAUCUCCGUGAAGUUAUCUGUACUUCAAAGGAUGGAGACAGGUUUUGGCGAAUGCCUGAAUGCUAUAUUCGUGGAAAUACAAUAAAGUAUCUUCGAGUUCCUGAUGAGGUUAUUGACAAAGUUCAGGAAGAAACCAACAAGAGCCGCUCAGACAGAAGGCCCCCUGGUGUGGGCCGUGGAAGGGGAAGAGGUAGAGAGGAGGCUGGCAGUGGCAGGCCUGCUAAAGGCAUCGGGCGUGGACAAGAUGAUGGUGGUAGAGGAAUUGGAGGCAGCCGUGGCAGGGGUGGACCUAGCGGUAAAGGCAGCGGAAGCAGCAGAGGUGGAGGGCGUGGGCGUGGAUGAUACAAUUUGGGAGGAAGCAAGCAUGUGCCAUUUUUUGAGGCAGUUCUCUCGCUACCUAUGUGAAUGAAUGUAAGAUCUGCUCACUUUUUGCAAUGUAUUUGGGAUUUCACAGAGCAAGAUCAGUUGGAAUGUGGGUGGGAAGGAAGCCUUCUUCAGAGGACUGGGUGCAGUUAGCCAAAAAAAAAAAAUGGAGAGUAAAGCAACUUUGGCUUUGGUGUUUUCAUGAUGAUUUGUUCUGUUUGCUUUUGUUUUACCAUGAUCAUCUUAUAAGAUACAUAUACAUACAUCCGCACACGCAUGCAUGCACACGUACAUAUGCAUGUAUUUGGUGAUGGAAUGAGGAGCCUCCAGCGCAAGGUAUUGUCCAUCUUCUCUAAAACUAAGGUAUUGCAACAUAUAACAGAAACCGUAUAUCAAUGGAUCUGUGGUUGAUGGAUAUUUAGGGUCUUUAGUAGUAAAUGGUGGUCUGGAUUU